AAAGGAGACUCGCCGCGGGAACCGUGCCGUCUCAGAAUCUACCUGUACGGCCACUUGACAAGCCUCUGAAGCAGCGAGCAAGUUCGAAUAGAAGCAAACAUCGGACAGACGAUGACCUGCCUGCAGCAAUCGCCUUAUCAGAACUGAACCCACCAAGCAGCUCCGAACAAGCCAGCAGCAAACAGAGUACGCUUGAAUCAGGCACACUUGACGAGAGUGCAGAUGCUGCAGACACCGAAGAUCUUGAAGCUGAACUGAGCAGCCUGAGGGAAGAAAUUGGUGUUCAAGCCGACACCCUGCAACUUGAAAGAGAUCAAGUGCUGGGAAUCGCAAGGGUCAAGGACGAGAAGGCCCUCACGACACUUACCUGUGUACCCUGUUUCCAGUUGUUCUACAACCUGACUGACCUCUAUGGCGAGUCCCGAAUGUUGGGCAAAAGAAAAGACUUUUGCAUCAGUAAUGAGGAUGCCGUGUUACUUACAAUGAUGAAGCUGUACCAUAACAUGACGUUCUCACUUCUUGGCGUCCUGUUCGGUAUCCAUCGCACGACCGCUUCAAACAUAUUCAAAGCGUCGGUGCCAAUUCUGGCUGCAGUACUGCGACACGCCAUUUUCUGGCCGGAGAAGGAAGCGGUUUUGCAGUCCCUGACUAAGUACUUCAACAAGUACAGAGACUGCCGCAUGGUGCUCGAUUGCACGGAAAUUCCUCUCCAAAGGCCUAAGAACAUGGAGUCUCAGCUUCUGACCUACAGCCACUACAAAGGGACUCACACUGCAAAGGUGCUUGUGUGCGAGACACCAGGUGGCCUCAUUAGCUAUGUUAGUCCGGCCUAUUGUGGCAGAUCAUCAGACACUCACAUUACAAAGGAAAGUGGGCUUUUGGAAAAAUGCCUACCUUUCAUUGACAGUGUCAUGGUCGACAAGGGGUUUUUGAUUGAUGAGCUGUGUUCUGAACACAAGGUGAAACUGAUUCGCCCGCCAUUCCUUCGUAAAAAGGAACAGCUCAGCAUGCAGGACGCCAAGAGCAACCAGAAUAUAGCAGCCGCACGUGUCCAUGUUGAACGUGCCAUUCAGCGCAUGAAGCUGUUCAGAAUUCUCCGCGACAAUUUCAGCACAGACCUGCUCCCGCAAUUUGAUGACAUUGUCGCUAUCAUUGCAGGGCUUGUAAACCUUUCGAAGCCCCUGUUUAAAGACAGCAGAUAUUUAAGCACUUAAGGGGACGUCGGGCAGGGUAACAUAGCUUUUCUAAAUGCAUUUGAA
Molecule: messenger RNA, 1259 nt
Organism: Ixodes scapularis (black-legged tick)
Lineage: Eukaryota; Metazoa; Arthropoda; Arachnida; Ixodida; Ixodidae
Exons: 3
Coding region: 426-1214 (262 amino acids)
Source: RefSeq, a predicted model, not a curated record